CAACGCCUUUUAAGUGAAGCCAAGCCAUCUCCAAGUAUCCUUAAUCCCCCUAGAAAUGGUGCAUACCAGUAACCACCCAGUAAUCACCUUGGAAAUGGGGUAAAAUAAGAGAAAUGUGCAGGCCGGUGAUGUGGGUCUCUAGGGCAGCUGUGUGUGUAGGUUAAGUUUCCGCAUUUCUCGCUUAUUUUCGUGACUGGCAGCGAUCAGGAGGGUGUUUCUCGUCGCCACGCCCUGUGCUGAGAGUGAGUGAUCACAGGAUGCCGGUAGGAGAGGCACACAUCCACUCACCAUGCUGAUGGACCAGGAGCCAGUGAGCAUAUUUUCCCCAUGGGCUUCAUACGACCUCGGCACCUCUCUACUCAACAAACAAAGUUGUCGUGGAAGGACAGGAAGUUUAGAGAAGGGCAGUGGAGCUGGUGGCGGGGGCGAUGGCGGUAGCGGUGGUGGAGGCAGCCUGGGAGGGAGCCGGCUGGUGGAUGCACUCAUAUCCAGUGUGUUGGACGAGACCGACCAGCUUGGCCUGGCACACCUUCAGGACAAACCAGAGAAUUGUGGCACCAGUGGUAGCAUUGGCAGCUCACGGCUCCUGGGGAGGGAGACGGGGGGUGAUGGAGUGCUGUGGGGGGUUGGUGGCGGCAGCAGCAAUGGUGGCCUGGGGCGCGGGAACCACUCAGAUGAUUUCUUCUCAGCCCCAGUUCAUCCUCAGACCCAGACAGACUUCAUGAACUACCUGUUUGAUUCAGCACUGCAGGAGGAAGAGACCAGCUUGCAAGGAAACUAUGGAGAAUUUUUCCGAGAGCGAGAAUUGAGUGGCAGUUCCCGGGACUCUGGGUAUGGCUCAUUCCUUGGAGUGGGUGGCUCAGGGUCCCCACCAGGCAUGUCCUGUGGUAGCCAAGCCUCCCUGUGUGAUCUGCGCAAGGGGCCACCUGACGCACUUCCCCUCCCAGCCAAUGGUCGCAUCAGCCACGACUUUGACCAACUCACCAGUGAGUUAAAUGCUCAUAAGAACUUCCUGGACAACCUACAUCGUCUCAAUCAGUUGAAUGGUGGCAGCUCCCCAGGCCUCCCGCUCCUCACGCCUUUAGGGGAUCUAGAUCCCCUCCUGGCUGGGUCUGAUCUAGGAGACACCUCCACUCUGGGAUUAAGUCAGCUCCUCCCACCCACAAGGGACCUUCCCCAUGAUCUCCUGCCUCCCUCGUCAACGCCCACUUCCAGCGGUCCAUUCUCCAUGUCCUCCCUGGGGGUUAAGUCAACCCUGGGCAUUGACAUGAUCCGUGGCCAGCCUCCCACAGUCUCAGGGUCAGGGCCACCAGUCCAGUCCACACAUCAGACCAAUGGUCUUGGUGACAAGGGACAACAAAUUGCCAACCUCCUCAGUGGGAUGAACAUCAACGAUGCCUCCUCCCAGGCUGGCGUGGGACCCCUCAGCAGUCAUCACCUGGGGGCUCUCGCUGCCCUGUGUGCGCCCAAUCUCUCUGCCUCAGCAGCUAACCAAGUUAACUCGGGUAACCUCAAUGGUCAUGCCCUCUCCAGCAGACCUCAGUCAUCACCAAAGUACCUAAAUUCUCAGCCAUGUAUCUCUACCAAUGGGGAAAUCUCUCCCAGCAUGAUGAGGAAGCCGCGUCCCGACGAUGAGCGCAGUGUGUCCCUGUGUCUGGGCUCCCAGCCUGGUAGUCAGGGCUCCCCACCUGGGUCCAGGAUGCCAGACCAACUCGUUGGACCCUCCAAGGACGGUCCAGGGCACUGUGGGCCUGUGGGGCCAAAAGGGCCAUUCCUGGUGCCUCCACCAACAUUCCCCCCAACUGAUGGUGUGCCACCCUGGGAACUCAUUCCCCCUGUAACAGAAGUUUUUCCUCCACAUGGACCUCCUCCUCCUCUUCUUCCUCCAAACACAGAUCUCCUACCUCCAUUUGCUGACCUUCCCCCUCAUCCCCUCCUCUCCAUACCACCACCACUGCUGGGGUUCAGACCAUUCAGAGAACAAUUUUGUUGCAGGCGCUCAGGUGGAAGCAGUGAGCUUCACUCGCGGCUGGAGGAAUGCUACGACCAGUUUCGCCAACUGGAGAGAGAACGAAAGAAGACAGAGGCUGAGCUGGCCCGCUGUUUCCCUGGGAAGAGGGUGUCCUCUGCCAACACAGUGCCACUGCCCCGCCUGCCUCCCUCGCCCUCACGUGUCGACCGCCUCAUUAUUGAUCACCUGAGGGAGCAUGCCAGGGUGGUGACCCUGAUUGGCAAAAUGGAGCGGCUGCGUGGUUCAUCCCUGCAGUCAGGCAUCCAUCGCUCUGUGGCCCAGUGGCACGAAGCCGUCACCAGUGUGCAGGAGAAGAGGCGGGAUGAGGUAGUGAAUGCCAUCACACAGCGCCACAACCCUCUGCCCAACGGCCACAGCACUAGCGAGCAAGACCUCAUGGCUCUGGCAGCUGCAAUGGGGACCCUUGCCAAUGCUAGCCGUGGUGCUCGCACUGCCAUGUUCUGUGCUCUGACCCUCACCACACACUACAGCAUGGAGCCUAGCCUUGCCUCGGCCUCUGCCUUGCCUCCCAACCUCCUGCCUGAGUCAUGUUCCUCUGCUGCCUCUCUUUCUCCCGAGGCAACCCCAGAGCCUUCACAGUUGUCCCCGGCUGCCUCAUCUUCAUCAGCCUCAUCCUCAUCCCUGUCUUGUACUGCUGCUGCUUCCUCAUCUAUUUCUUCAUCUUCCAUGUCAUCUUCCUCUCCAUCCUCCUCCUCUUCCCCCUCCUCCUCUUCAUCUCCAGCAUCCUCUGUGCCUCCAACACUGACUCUCUCCUCUACUACAGAAGCUUCACAAGUUGCUUCUCGUCCUUCCACCUCUUCUACAUCCUCUCCUUCCCCUGCAUCUCCUUCUCCUUCUUCCUCUCCUUCUUCAUCUCCAUCAGCUUCAUCUAUCCCCUCCUCCUCUUCCUCCUUGUCCUCCUCCUCCUCCUCCUCCUCCCCCUCCCCCUCUUCCUCCUCAUCCUCCUCCUCCUCCUCCUCCUCCUCCUCCUCUUCCUCCUCCACAACUCCGGCACCAGUCAUCUCUGAGGACGGCUCUGUGGUGAGUGCCAGUGAGAAGAGCGAGACUCCACCCACUCCCACCACCACAUGUGACACCAUUACCACCACAACCACAGCUACUGACGACCAGGUGUGUGUUGGCGCCUCCCCCAGCUCACCACCGCCUCCACCGCCACACACCACGGCAGCCUCCACCCCCACUACAACACCCUCCACCACUACCUCCCCUCCUGUGCCCUAAUGUCUCACAAGUAAGUGGUAGUAGAACAAGGUGAGAAUCGUGAAAACUUUUAAUUUAGGUAUUAACUAUUUGAUAAAAUGUUAUUUGGUUGCUGUGACUUCAAAUUGUAUGAAAUGCAAUUUGUUAGUACAAUAUAAUGAUGAUUACAACAACUAGAAACAGGUACUUAAAUCAAAUUUAUUAUUUUAUAAAAGAUCAAGAUUGAAACCUUGAAGUAAUACUGUAACAUAUUGAUGUGUGUGAUGUAAAGUUUUGAUAACGUGAGUUGGAACAAUUUAGAGUCGUUUAGUGUUACUGACAUGAUCAUGGUUAUGGUCCAAAGAACCAGUGUUGAGCAUCAAAAUGCCAGUCAAUAAUGUUUGGGGUAAUGAGUCAUGAAUUACCAUGCUUCAAGAUGUAUGUAUGUCCAUUGAUGGUUAAUGUUGCUAUGUUAAGGAUGAACAAAAGAUUAUUGCUGUUAACUAGUAGCCCAAGAUCUAUAUUUGUAUGACAUAUAUGGAGUAUAUACAGUAUGUAUGGAUAUAUUUGUGUACAAAACACAUGCACAUAAAUAUAUCAAUAUAUACAUGGAUACAUAACUUCAUACAUAGAUAUUACUAUUUAAUAUUAUGGAUGGGUAGAAGCACAAUUCAUGGUUAGACUUCCUGUCUUGGAACUAGCUAAUACCCAGCCCAUCAGCUAGCUGUUGGUCAGGUCUCUCACAUGCUGCUGCAAUGAAUACUUACUCAAAUUUUUAUACACUUUUCAUGUUAAUGUAAUUUUACCCUAAAUUUCAAGAGUGGGUCAAUAUGCAUGCAUCAAAUUAGGGUUACCUAAAAUUUUUACAUGGGUGCUAAUUUUUUUGGUCAAUUGUGCAUGACUUGAAGCAAAGUGAAAUGAUGGGUGACUUUUAUCCUAGGAGAUAAUUUGUUGCAAGGCUUGAGGGAGACACUGAAGCUUAUGACAAACUCACAAGUGAUUGUGCCAACCAGGGCUCAUUAGCUCUCAGAAGCUUGCUCAUCAGUUCAUAUCUCUUCUCACAGUUCAAGUGGAGAGCAAUAUAGAGUAUGAUUUUUUGCAUCUGCUAUAGGAUUUCUAUCACAUUUCAGUUAAUAUAUAUAUGGAAUAAUUUAUAUUUUUUGCAGUUUAUAUAAUGAUGCUAACAAUACAAGGACCCUGUGAAUUCAGAUUAUGUAGUACCUUAGGUUUCUUAGCUUUUUAUGUUUUAAGAAGGGUUCUCUCAGCGUUUCAUUAUGUUUGUGGAAACGUCUCCAUGAAAGAUGACAAAGAUGUACCCGACUGAUUGGCAGACACAUUGGAUCUUCACUUAUCUUGUUUGACUGCUAGUAAGACAACGUGUCUCUCAUAGUGGCCUUUCCGGAUAAUUUAGCUUAGUUCUUGUUGGGCUGGGUAGCUCAUUGUCACCCUUUAGGGCACACUGAAACACAUGUAUUGGGGAACCUCUCCAAGGGUCUGUGGACAGGGAUGCACCCUUUGAAGUAUUAUUAUUACUAUUAUUUAUUGAUUUAUUUAUCAUCAUUAUUAUUUUUUUCCAUUGCAUGUAGGUACGCUCAGACGUUAUUGAUGAUCCUUUCAGUUUGUGUCCACAGGCUCAUGUUUUAUGUAUAUUUGUCACUCAUGGUGUAUAUCAUAUUUUUCAAAAGCUUUGCCAGUGUUGCAGCAAUAACUAGGCUCAGAUUAGUCUCAGCAUGGGUUCAGCAUAACUUAUUGGCAGCUGUAUUUCAUGCAUUAUACAUUCAUGCAUUAUGAAUAUUAAGUUUGAUAAAUAAAAAAAAAAAAUCCUUGAAAAGUCACCAUUUGGGACUCAACAAGUUUGAAAGGCACUAUGUAUGCCAGAAGCAAAAAUUAAUGUGCAGACAAAGCACUUAAUGUUUCACCAAUUUCAUUAACACCAAUCUGACAUAAAGAAUUAUAUAGAGGCUUUCAUAUUAAACUUGGCAUGCAACUACUGACCAGAGGCGAGGUGACGGCGUGUGCUCACCCCUCCCUCUCUCUCUCAGACGCCCGAGCAUGCUGCUGCCCCUUGCUGGUGACGAGCAAAACUAGGCUUCUUCAGAAAGGGUUGUAGCUUAACUCACUGUGAUAACUAUUGCAUGGUAAUGUGAUUCUGUAUUACUUAUUAAUCCUUUGAUAUGGAGGCAAUCUCUGGAAGACUGUUUAGAAGUGGGUACAAGUGUGCUUCUUAGGGGAGGGGGAAGGUGUCUCAUAUUGUCAUGAUGGUUGAACAAGUAUCUAGUUGCCUACUUCCCAGUGCUCUGCCAUAUCAACCAUUUGUACACCAUGGCGGCCUUUACUUGGCCCAUACCCCAUUACUCUUCUUUUCAUCUGGAACACACUAGGUAAUAUUAAGUAAGGAUGAUGAAUAAUCCCAGUUUUUUUUUAUCAUCUACAUAGAUACUUUUCUUUUUGCUUUUGUGUAGCACUCAGUUGACAGUUGUUGUUCUGCCUGGAGAGGACGUGCCAAUUACUCCCAGACUCUCACAGUGUCAUCGCGUUGUUGAUGGACAUCCGUUGGUUUUUCUAUUUUGUAACGUAGCUUUUAGACCGUUUUGAUCGAUCGGUCUGACUUCAGUUACCCGUGUUUUUUCCUUUUUAAUUCAGCUUUAUUUGUUCAUCGUUUUCUUUCUCUGGAAAUUUUUACUGGGUUCAUAUUUAUAUGGUUUGUUGAUGUUCUAGUCUGUCACAAGGUACAUUAUCAUUCUUAUUAUUGUCAAUCAUUAUUAUUAUUAUUAUUGCUCUAUUAUUCUCAUUACUUAUUUUUAUAACUAACAUAUGAUUAUUUAUUCAUAAUUUCUGUGGUGGAUAUUGCUGUGCUUCUCCUAGGAAUUGGUGUAUGGUGUUAGCGUAUGGUGUUGGCCUUGCUGUGCUAGGUGAGGCUGUAGGCUGUGGCAGAAGUGAGAUGUGGAUAAACUCCUAACUCAGUGGAAGAGGAGGAGGAGGAGGAGGAGGAGGGGGGAGUUGAAGAUGAAGGAGGAGGAGGAGUAGAAGGUGAAGACAAAGUAGUAGGAGGAGGAGGAGGAGGAGGAGGAGGAGUCAUAGGAGGCUAAGAGUAUUGUGUUGUCACAAGGAGGUUCUCAUUGCCCAAGAUUGUGGGCAUCAUCUUGAAUGAGCUGGAUUUUGUUUGCUUUGUAUGGAUGUAUGUCUUUUUGGGGGUACAGGGAUAUAUCUAUUUUAAGUGGAUGCAUUUACCAACAUGCUUAUUUUUAUUGAAUAUGAUUUUUUUGUUGUGUGUGUGCUUACCUCCAUAGUAUUUGGAAGUGUGUGUCAUCUUUAGUAAUGUAGAUUUUUGUGCCUUUCAUUCCUUGAUUAGUUGACAAAGUUGUGGAAUUUUUGUUGACUACUGCAACUAAAGGGGAACCUAGACUGGGCUUGUGCUGGUUCAUGUGCAGCUCAGUCACUCUUUGCACUGUUGUGUGUUCAUGGCGUUAAGUGUGUGUUUUGGGCAUACUCAGGUUUGUGUUUAAAACUUUCUUGUUAAACUGCAGUGCUUUGUCUCAUUCAAGCUCUUUUCCUCUACCUAUUUUUUCUUUUUCUUUCCCUCUCCAUUUUUUAUUAUGCUUCUGGCAAGAUAUUCAGUGUUUGAUGCCUUACAUACAUUACAAAAACCUAUUGUUGGAUAAAGCACACCUUAACCAGAUCCGAGAGAGAGACUUGUGCUCUGUGAUUGCGUUGCUCCCUGUGCCUCACCCCUGAAGGAAGCUGCUGAUCCUGAAACAUUUUGCAAAACUGCAUCAUGUUCAUUCCUCCUCAUGGGCUCAUGUUGUCUUAUCACAGGAAAUUUAUUAUUGUUUUUAUUCUGAAGGAAUGAACCUCAGUGAGGAAAUUUACUGUUGUUUUUAUUCUGAAGGAGUGAACCUCUGUGCAUUUUUAAUCAGAUGAGAAUUUGAUGUAUUAUCAGACUUUACCAAGUCUUACGUUGACGAGGAUAUUUUCUUAAGUGUUGUUGUUUUUAAAAAGGCGAUCAUGUUUCUGUUCAACAAACGUCCUGCUGAGGGGUGUGGGGCAGGCUGGUGCUGCCCGCCAGGAGGUGGAAGGGUGCGGGAAAGUUACCGGGCUGUGUUAUGUGUGUUUUGAGAUACGUAACUGUCAUCUGUACAGCAUCAAGAGUUUUCACGUUUUUACUGCCCAUGAAUAAUUAGUGAUGACCAACAAGUGCAUGUUCGUCUUACUGUACAAUAAUAAAAAUUUUGUUCUGUGGAUGGCUAGAUGUUAGGCUCAGGUGAGGCGUAUUGAGGCUGUGUGAUGGAAAUAGAGCUUCGUGAGCUGUUACUUUGAUGGAAAUUUAGAACCUUCUUAACGGCUUCAUAACCAAAGCAGUAACAUUAGUAAUCAUAGUUUUGCAUUGUGUAUGUGAUCAGUAGGAUUUUUUUUUUUUUUUUUUUUUUUUUUUUUUUUUCCUUCCUCCCUCACACAAAGGAAGAUCUUCACAAUGACUAGCUGAGGCUGAGGAUGUAAAUUAGUCUGUUGAUCUGUUCUGUGUGUGAAGUUUCUGUGUUUGGUUCAUAGUUUGCAGAACCAGCAAUCCACAGGGUGGGUGAACCAGCAUAUCUCAGGGUCUUUGUUUGCUCCUAGAAGUCUUAUGCUGAGUGAAUAUAAUAAAGUAAUAAUCCAUAAUAGUGUUAGCUAUUUUUUUUUUAUUAUUUUUAUUUAUGCAAGUGUUAACUGCUAUUUACCUCAAGGUUUACAUUUAGCAUUAUAUAAAUAUAUAUACAUCUCAAGUCCACCAGUUCACAGGGCAGUUGGAAGUCUCUCUCACCAGUAUUGGUAUCAGUCGUAACAAACAGCAAUGAGGCAAUUAGCAACCAUGUGCUUUGGGUAGGCACUCUGCCCAGGGAGGGAACUUAAUUGCUCUGUGAAGGGACAUUCUUUUGAGCACUGGUUAGUCACUGACGUGUAGAACUUUUUGAAGACAUUUUCUGAGUAAUUUACUGUUGAAAUUGCUCACACUUUCAAAGGAGGGGUGCCAUCCAGGGCUGCUAUAAUCAAGACUUGUCGACUGUCUCACUGUGGAGGUGACUCAGAAUCAUGAUACCUUUAUUGUUUGAGUUGUUUACACAGACCAUUCAUUGCCUAACUAACUAAACUCUAAAGGCUAAAUUUUAUGGAAGAGUUGAAUGACUACCAUGAGGUUGAAAUCCAUAACCUUAAGUGUGUUGAAUAAAGCCUUGUGGGUGGGGGCAAGAGAAAAUUAGAUGUCAAACAUGUCAGUCAUAGUGAAGUCCUUGCCAUGGGCUGAGGGCAUCAGUGGUGAACACAAGUCAGCAAACACAAAGCAUGAGGUCCUGCCCUGGACAAAACACCCCUCUGUGUAUACUUACUUGGGGAUAGGGAGCACAUGGUAAUUCAUUUGUAUGUAUAUAGGAUUUUUAAAUUAUUGUUAUUUUGCCAUAAGGAAGUAUUACUAUCUAUAUAAAUAUUUAUCAUAUCUUGUAUAAUAUGCUAUUUAGGAUAUGCAAUGCUGAUGUAACACUAAAACAUGACAAUACUUGAAGAUGCCUAUCAUCACUGCAUUCUGGCUGGACCAAACUGUGGGUCUCUCAAGGUCUGCCUGUCACAACUCUAGUUUGUGUCACUUUCAUAAAGCCACCCAGGGUUAGUGUUUUGUUGUCACUAGGAGAGUCUGAUCAUGACAAUCAACCUGGUCCAUAUAGAUACAUGUUUGGAAGGGUGACCUGCUGAGUGUGAGGAGGCCCCACCAUAGAACACAUUCAAACAUAUGAUGAAAACAGUGGAGAAAUUCUAUGAUUCGCACAGGUGUCCUCUUUCCGAUUGACCUUGUCGCUGGUAGUCUCUGUGAACCCAAAAUUAGGGUGUAUAUGCACGAUUUGCUCAAAUUUAUUAUUGUCGUUAUUGCCUGUUUUACAAGGCUGAAAGGAAUUGAUAUGCAUUAGUGAUCUGUGUAGCUUAGAAGGAAAUUGUCAAAUGGAUAUUUGUUUAUAAUUUGCUAGAGCCACCAUUUUAUUUUUGUUAGGUGAAUAUAUUUAUACCUUGUGGUAAGCACUGUAUGUCUAUUAUUGCUGUACCAGCACUGGAAGCAAUGCACUGAAUGUUUCCAGCCCAGAUACUGAAAUGCCCUUCUCCCUGAGCAUGCCGCACCACCACACACGUCUCAGUGGGUGUGUUGUCAAACAAGUCUCAGUUGGUUUACAUAAUAUAAACAAAAAUACAAAAAAAAAAAAAAAAAAAAAAAUCAGGAUAAGGGCUAAAUUACAUAAAUAUAAUGUAUUUCAUCUGAGAUAUCUGUAAGCUAUUAGUUAUUUGGUGCUCACCUUUAAUUAUUAAUACACUUAUUAAAUAUUAGAUUAGUCUGGAGCUUGUGCUGCUCACUGUGUCACCAACACUUGGUUUGAAGCAAUCCCAGUGAGGAACACUGAUUGUGAUUUAAUGCUGUGGGUAUUUACCUGUAUUGUGAGAGCAUUUCAAAAUAUUAUGCAUUAUUAUUAGUAAGCACUAGCUAUGUAUGAUUAAGAAUCAUUGAUUCCUACUUUUUCUGUGUUAUGAAAAGAGAUAUACUCUAUUGACCUCUGCUGUAUACCAAACCAGUCGUUCCAGUCGUUGGUCUUGUUCUUUUCGCUGCCCCGAUGAAAGAUUGGGAUGAGCAAAUUAGAAAUUUGAGCCACCUAGGGCAGCCCAUUUUGAUGGUUUUAAGAUUAAGCUUCAACAUUGUUUUCUUAGGACAGUUGUGUGGCUCACUAGCUGUGUUUUAUUUGAUGUUUAGCUGAUGCACUAUAUGAUACCUGCCUUACUCUGAAAUAUUUAACCAAACCUGCUGAUGUUCUUACUACAUUCAUUCCACCAAAUAGGAGCUUAGAUUAUGCGUAUUGUGCUAAGCUGAAAGUUCUAUUUAGUUUUUAUUUGUAUACACAGGACGGCACAAUACAGUGAAAUUUAUGGCCUGUCAAACUUGAAGAUAUGUAGCAAAAUUAAGUUAACAUUUUGAUUUUUAUAGUUUAGCGUAACUUUUCAACAACACACAAAAAUAAUUGGCAGGGGAUUGUCAUUGUACAUCAGAAUUGGGUGUGGGUACUUUGGCUCUGUAUGCCAAUAUGCUGGUGAUGCAUUGCCUUAACAUAUGUUGGCUCUGUACUGAUCCAUAGGUGAUACACUGCCACACUUGUGCUAGCUUUGUACCCUGACCAAUGGCAAUUCCUGGCCACAUAUGUUGGCUCUGCAUGGCAACCAGCUGGUGAUACAUUGCUGUAACACACAUGUAGGCUCUGUACAUCGACCCAUUGGUAGUACAUUGCUGUAACACACAUAUACAUACAUGCUUAUACAGUAUAUUUUCUCAUCCACAAAGAUGUAGAGGAACUGCAAGAAACACAGUAUUUUGUCAGGGUCAAUGUUGUAGACAUAAUAGCUGAAUAAUAAUGAUAAUAGGCAAUUACCAAUGCAAGGGAGACAUGUCUUUAUCUGGCUUGGAAUGCUAUGGUUGUGACAAUUUUUCACACUGCUCUACCUGGCAGCACCAUCUCUGAGAAACGUUAGUCCUUGGUUCUCAUUGCCUGAAUGUGGUGGCCAUGGGUGGUAUCUCAGUCAACUGGUUCCUUGUCCUUUGCCAAACAGAAGAGUACAGGGAGUCCUCAUUACUUGAUUGCCAAUAAAUCAGUCUUGUGUUCGUGAAUGGAUUUCUCUUGGUUUUAAACACUGAUGUCUGGAAGAUGCUAUGCAAUUCUUUGAGCAGAAUCUAAUGUGGGAUCAAAGGAUGACUAUGCCAUUUAUCUUUUUGCAAACUGUGAAUGAAUGUUAUUUUCUCUCUCUCUCUCUCUCUCUCUCUCUCUCUCUCUCUCUCUCUCUCUCUCUCUCUCUCUCUCUCUCUCUCUCUCUCUCUCUCUCUCUCUCUCUCUCUCUCUCUCUCACAGUGGAAACUAGAAAGUUAUUUAUUUAAUGCUGUCUUUCAUAUGCACAAGAAAUGACAAGUUUUUGAUAUCUUUACAAUAUUGUCAAUUUUCACAUUGUAUCAAUUGUUACAAGAAAAUGAGUAUUCCUUGUGCUUGACUAUGCCAGAAAGUAUUGGAUCUGGCUGCUAAUGCUAUUGAUAUUGGAAGUGCUAAUUACUGUUGGGCAAAAAACCCAAACCCGUGUUCCACAUUCCGGUGAUAAUUCUUAGUCAUUGUAACCAUAUCAGGUGUAGAUAGACCUUAUAUUCUGUGGCAUUUCAAACUGUGACUUCUCUUGCAUAUAGCAGUGACCAAGAGGCAAAUGAUUUGGCUGUAGCCCCUUGAAGACGUGGCGGUUGGUCUCACAGUAAUGUUAGUUGCCAGCAGCAGGGACACUCGGCACAUGGUCUGGUUCUGUUCUGCUUGUGUCACUUAGGUUUUGUUUGUUCUUUCCUGCGCUGCUCCUUUCACUGACUUGAUUUGAGAUGGUGCUACCAAAUUAUUGUUUUUACUACAUGUACUGCUAGUCUGUCUUACAUAUAUCACUGCUCUCUGUCUUUCUCUGUCUCUACCUAUCUCUCUCUCUAUCUCCUCUCUCUCUUAUGCCAACUUACAUUUACUGCUUUACCGUCCAAUGAAGAAGAAUGCUUCACUUGAUCCACGAUACAUAAUAUGACCCAAAGUUAACUAAAAUAUUCCUUGAGAAAAUAGUAAUAAUGAUGAAGCCAGUAUUAGAGGAAGUGACUCAGUUCUUAUGGGGCUUCAGGUAUAUAGCUUACAAAGAUUUCAAGUUGUCACCAUUGCUGUUUUUACUUUGUUGCCAGCAAACACCUUUUAUUCAAUAUUUUUAUCCAAGUUUAUAACCUCAGCAUACCAAAUAAACUAAACAUAUAUUAGAAUUAGAUGCCAUACUAUGGAGCUUAAUGUUCAAUUCUAUUCUGUAUUGCUGCCAUUUUCUAGCCCAAUAAGAAAGUAUUAAAUACUCUACACUUCUAAGUCCAGUAAGGUUAUAUAUAGGUGAUGGAAGGAAUCCCUUGAAUUUGCUACAUAUUAACAUGUCAGUAAUACAAUAUGUGAUGAACCUAUCCAUAUUAUGAUGCAUGGGACUUGUAGAUUCUGAAUUCAGUAAUGAUGUUAGAGAUCGUGAUUUAUAUUGUUUUACAUAACUAGAAUUUGCCGGUGAUGUCACACUCUGCUUGCUAGUUCCUUAUGGUGGCCGCUUCCCCCCAUUACACUUAACUGUGGCCUUGUGUGUCAAAUGUUGGUAGCUCUCAGAAUCUUGGGAUGUGUUGCCUCCCCUCACUGUGACCCUGGGAGUGCCACACACACCCUGGUGAAGGCACUCUGGGCACUGAUGCCUCUAGACCCUGCCACUGUCUGCUGGGGCCCACAUGUUAUAACAAGAGCCUUACUGCAGGUCUGUAAUUGAGUGCAUAUGUUAUGUAUCUUAAAGGAUGCCAAAGAUUUGCUGUUAUUGGUGUCUGUGUCAUAGUGGAUGUCUUCUUGACUGUUCAUGUCAAUGGUUGUUUCAUAUCUCCCAUCGUUUAGAAACUAUGGAACUGUAGGUCUUCCCAAAACGAGAUGAUAGAAGUCACAUAUGAGUUUUGCCUUUGUCCCAGCAAGGUAUUUUUUCAUGAAGUCAAAUUCUGAGGUAUUGUCUUACUCUUCCAGUUACAUACUUAUCAUACUCAUGUUCUGAAUAUACCUUUGGGCCAUUACAAAGGGAUGUGGCAGUGCACAUUUCCUAACCUCUCAAAUGGUAUGCCCAAUAAUAGCAAGUAGCUGUCUUUUCCUGUAUGGUAAGCAGUCACUUUAGAUAAUGGCAUUAGUUGUUAUUCCACAAAGUUGUUAAGGAUAGUUCUUUCUUGUGUGAUCAGGUAUUAUAAUAUAGGACUACUUGAGAGAAACUGUAGAUAUAGUGGAAGCACCAAGCGUUCUCACAACCUUGGUCAUGCAAAUGGGUCAAUACUUCACUCCUGCACCAGCUGCUGUUAAUGAGAGAUAUACAACUUAAAAGUGUAAUCGAGCAGUUCCAAAAUACAUAUCAUUGAUCACUGAGAUCUUGAGCCAGUGAUAGUGAUUGACCAUUAUCAUCAGUUAUUCUCCUCUAUACUCGGUUUUAACAUUAAGUUAGAGUUACAUGAUUUCUGAGACAGUGUAGUUGUUCUCGAAACAGCUAAGCUUGUAUGAUUACCAAUAGGUAUAUGAGUUGGUUUUCUGUUUUGUGUUUAAACAGUUUUAAGUUUGUUAUUAUGUUGAGAAUAGUUAAUAUGCAUAUUUAGAGUGUGAAUAGAAGGCUGUUCUGUGAAUGCUUACAAGUAGGAGCUGUUGGAUAAAAUGAGACGAGAUUGAACCACGUGGUUGUUUGGGAGUAUUUCUUGGUCUCUAGAGGGUAGUGAUGGAAAAUCAAAUAGACACAGUUUAUAGUAAUAACCCAAUACUGCUUUGAUCUGUGGCCAUUGACACUUAUGAUGUCAGGAGCUUUAUUGGGUGGUAGCAUUUCAUGGUGCACAAACAGGAAGGCAUGCAGGAGAGUAUUUUUAUGAGAUCAGCAUUUAUGUGCCUUAUGCAGGACGUAUGAGACACACCUUUCUUUGUAAGCAGUGAUGCGAGUCGUAUUGCACUCCACUAAGGCACAAAACUGCUGUUCUGGACACAUGCUACCUGUGGCCCAUUCCAUCUCCUCUCAUGUUUGGUGUUUCUUCCAGUUUCCUUCCUUAACAAAAAAGUAAUUGAGUGAUAUUAUGGUGGAAUUUAAAGUUAUACAUGAAUGUGCUUUUCAUUAUAGCUAUAUUUAGCCAUGUAGACAUUAUAUGAUUAUAAGUUGAUGAGUGCAAUGAAGUGUCAUUCAUGGAACAUCUAAACAUUUUUUAUAUUGCUCCAAACUGGUAGCAAAUUUCCAUUUAUAUUUACUGUUGAGUUAUUUGAAAAGUAGGCAUUGGAGGGCUUUGAGAGUGCAAAUGGUAGUUUAGGUAUGAUAUUACUUAACAUUAGAGUUAGAUGCCUAAUAAGUAAUCCUAUAUUGCACCAUAUGACUUACAGGUAUUGAGUCUUGCUCGUAUUGAUGAACACGUGUAGUGGACACAUCACAAAGCUGGGAUGGUUCAGUUGUUUUAUUGUUCUUUUCUUUCUUAUGUAUACAUAGUUAUGGAACAGAAUUUGUUGAUAUUCAGAAAUAACUAUUGGUGUGGAGCUCAGACUGUGAAACUUUUGAAAACUGUGAUUGGGGAGAACAAAGUUGCAAUAUGGUUUAAUAGUCUUAAUUCAAUAUGUAAAAGACAGGUUUUCUUUUAUUAUCAUUUUGAAUGUUAUUCAUUCCUUGUCACUGAAGAGAUUGAAGUGAAAUGUUGUGAUAACAUGCAAUACAUAAAAGGUAAAGGCUAAUUAUUUUCACUGUUUGUAUGAUCUGUUUUCAGCUUCCUGUGUUUUUGUCUUGAGAGGAAUUUUUAUGGUGAUCUCUUUAUGCAUAUUUUUGUGUUUUGAAAUCGUGUUCAGAUCUAAUAACCCACAUGUUUUAGCAGUUUGGCUGAAAUACACGUACCACGAGACUUUUGUGCUUUACGGUUUUUAUUUUUUCUGGAAUAAUGUUGACACUUUCAGAACACAUGGUUUGUACACUAAAUCUGAAAGUUUGCUACAGUGCAAAAACCAGUGGUUGGAAUAUGUUAUUCUGAGUGAGUUUCCUGAAUGGAUUAAGAUGCACCAUAGAGCUUAUCUCGAAUGGCAAGAUAUUCCUGUACAGGCUCCACAAGAAUUACUCUUUGCCUUUUAAAGGAUGCUUGCAAACACUACAAAAGUGCUAUUUUGAUUUCUAUAUAUAAGUAUUAUGCAUUUAUAUAUAUAUAUAUAUAUAUAUAUAUAUAUAUAUAUAUAUAUAUAUAUAUAUAUAUAUAUAUAUAUAUAUAUAUAUAUAUGUGUGUGUAUGUGUGCAUACAUACAUUGCAUGAAUUGAAGAUAAUUAUAAUUUAUCACUGCGAGAGUAGUUUUGACACAUUAAUUGCUUAAUAUGUUGAAGCACCUCUGAUAUAGCCAACUUUGGUGUUAAUCGUAUUUUAGCUGCAUUCUUUCAAAGGUAUAACUUCUGUUGACCAUUUAGCCAAUAAUGUGUUCAUGGUAGUAACUAUUGGACAAGUAGUUCUUUAAAAGGCUUUGUUUCAGUGGUGUGGUAAUCCAGUCUGUGAUUUUUCCUGUGCGGUUUGCAGCUACUGAGGUUGUUGGAGCCUAUAUUUGGCGGACUGAGCAGGCACACUCUUUGACGGGGAUCAAACAAAGGGCAUGAGAUCCAUGACGGCGGGUGCAGGGUGGCCUUAGAGAGCGUAGCCUAGUGCUUGGUUAGGGAGACACCGGCUAGGAUAAUCUCAAGAGUUAGUGUGGACGGCUGGCGUUGGCAGAGGUGUUGCACGUGGUCCCGGGCUCACUUUAAUACACUUAUCGCCAGAUCCUUAAUAACUGUGUCGUGUGCUAUUGUAGAGGAGCUUUUGGUAUAGUCCAAUAUUUAAUCUGAGGAUGGUUGUAUUGUAGUGGCUUUAUUUUGUGUAUUCGUCUCUACUAUAUACUACGUAGGUAUAAUUCAUUUUCAUUAGACUGACUUCAUUAUGGGUAUUGACUGAUAAUGGCUCUCCAUAUCAUUUUGUGGCAUUUCAGCCUAUUUUGGCAUCUUAUUGUAAGGGUCUGUUGAUUAGCUUUGGUCCAAUGCAACUUCUAUUGUAUCCAAGGGAGUCAUAAAGCAACAAGAUUAAUAUUUAAAAAAAGUUCAUAUCAGCAAAAAAUUUAUGCAUUUCUUUUGUUACAGAGUUGGUACAUACAUUUAUUGAACAAAACCUAACCAUAUAAAAAAAAAAAUAUUUAAAUAUUCUCUUUAAAUACUUACAGCAAAGAUUUAAUUAUAUUGUGAUAGCUAUAAAUACUAUAAUGAAAUUUUAAGUAUGUACCUGACAUGAAUGGUGCAUUCAACGUGUGUAGACUUGUGGGAUACAGUAACUUUUUGACUGGUCAGACUAAACGUGUUCAAGGGCACAAUUAUUUUUAGGGAAUGCCUUUCUUAAUGGUUGUGGGUGUUCCAAGGCUGUUGCUCACCUGGCAGUUAAUUUUUAAACCUAGAUGCAAUAGAUUCUAGUAGGUGCAAGGAUUCUGCAGCGUAUAGCAACUACACACUUAGCUUAAGGUUGAUUUGCCGACGGGAUUGGCGAGAGCAGCGGAUUGAAGGAAGGUUUGGUCAGCGUGUCGUGCUGGGGGAGUGUUCUCAUCAGGUCCAUCAGACGUGCACAAAAUCCAUUCACCUUUAAAUGUGUCCCCAUCUGCUGGUUUAUGUUCAUCUCAGGUAGUGCAGUAAUUCUAAGAGUUUAUUUAUUGUUGUAAACAUUUAAUAAAGAGCCGUGCCAAACUGUUACUGAAAGGUUGAAGAGUUUAUUGUAAAUUUCAAGCUGUAGCUUCUCAAUCCUCGCUUCAAGAUGAGGGAAAUUUAUUUUCUCAGGGGGUGAAAGUGAUUCUGUGAUUAUUUCUUGUCUGACUAGAUCUUGUUUCUUGUAUAUUUUUUGGUUCUUAACACUGCUAGUCACCAAAUUUGAUACGCAUGUUCUCCAGCAGUAUAAAGGUGUAUCUCAAAAAACAAAGUAUCUGAGGAAAAUGGACGGACAAGUGUUGGUAGACUUGCCUGCCGUGCCGUGGGGAGCAUCGCUGUGUCCCCGGCCCUGUGGCUUGGCUGUGGGGCUUGCAUGCAUGUGGCUGGCAGUGAGGGCGGGGGUUUGGGUGUGUUGCUGACCUAUCGGGUGUUGCUGGUGGUAUAGAAGAAAGCUGGGACGUGAUUUUGCUCAUUAUCUGCUGUUUGCCGGAUUUGAAAUUUGUAUAUCAUCCAGGUGAAAUACUAUUACUAAGGGUUUGUGUUUCCCUCUGCUCCUGGAGGGAACUCAGUGGUUAUGUACUUGCAAUUCUCACACACUCUUGUACGGAAAACUGAAGGGUUUGUCACCAACGAGUUUUUAUCUGUGUUGCUAAGAUUAUUAUUGCCCCCAAUUCCUUGGGCUUAGCUUGGAAGGCUAAGUUGCAAGCUUGCCCUUCCUAUGCCAGCCUUACUCAUUACAUGUAACACACAACAACAACAACAAAAUACACACACACACACACACACACACACACACACACACACACACACACACACACACACACACACACACACACACACACACACACACACACACACACA
This is a messenger RNA of Portunus trituberculatus (swimming crab), 17335 nucleotides long. RefSeq names its product synaptopodin 2-like protein. Gene Ontology annotation, cellular component: cytoplasm; nucleus. NCBI's taxonomy places the organism in Eukaryota, Metazoa, Arthropoda, Malacostraca, Decapoda, Portunidae. The transcript has 8 exons. Gene Ontology annotation, biological process: female meiosis I; male meiosis I; meiotic cell cycle. The record is from RefSeq and is a predicted model, not a curated record. Bases 290 to 3253 code for a protein of 987 amino acids.